AUGUCCUACCCGACGCGAUCGUUAUCCUCGCACAUGCGCGCACCAAGCGCCUCGGCAUCGUCAAGCGGACAGUCUCCAGCUUUAAUAGCGCGUAUCGAAGAAAAGAAGGCAGAACUCGAAAAUCUUAAAGAGCUUCGAGAGCUUAGUGCUGCGGUCGCAACACAAAUGGAAGCUUUGGAGCAGAAGCUUUCAACAUUGUCGGAUGGAACAGAAGCAAUUGCGGCGGUCGUUGGUAACUGGCAUAAUGUGCUACGUGCCAUCAACAUGGCAUCUUCCAAACUUGCGAAGACGGCAGCAGACCAGACACAAGCACCCGAACAAUCGACAGGACCUCUUCCUCAAACUCUGGUCCGAAUCCCAACAGAACAUGCGCCAGCAUUACAGGCUCAAGCAGAAGCCGCGGAGGCGGCUGCAGAGGAACAGCAAUCAUGA
Molecule: messenger RNA, 432 nt
Organism: Fusarium graminearum PH-1
Lineage: Eukaryota; Fungi; Ascomycota; Sordariomycetes; Hypocreales; Nectriaceae
Exons: 3
Coding region: 1-432 (143 amino acids)
Biological process (GO): mitotic cell cycle; attachment of spindle microtubules to kinetochore
Cellular component (GO): DASH complex; mitotic spindle midzone; mitotic spindle
Source: RefSeq, a predicted model, not a curated record